This is a messenger RNA of Neurospora tetraspora, 674 nucleotides long. RefSeq lists its product as uncharacterized. Bases 217 to 555 code for a protein of 112 amino acids. The transcript is spliced from 2 exons. The record is from RefSeq and is a predicted model, not a curated record. NCBI's taxonomy places the organism in Eukaryota, Fungi, Ascomycota, Sordariomycetes, Sordariales, Sordariaceae.
ACUGGACGAUGUGCGCCUACCUUUAGGUAUACAUGCUGUUGUCGGACAUAGGGGACGAUGAGUCUAUAUAAACCGCCCUUCGUCUUGCGUUCAAAGCAGUCAGUUCUUCUCAUCAUCUCAUACAGCAAGCACAUCAAGCCUUCAAAGCCAUAACGCAGCAUACCAGUUUCUUUCACACCAACAACUCAAACACAGUCUUUCUAAGCAACCGCAACAAUGAAGUUCACCAUCAUCCUCGCUCUCGCCGCCACCGCUCUCGCCUUCACCAGGCCCAAGGCAAACGAAUACAAGAACUCCGACUGCUCCGACCAAAACUACGGCCACAACUCCUUCUUCCUCGAGGACGUGACCAUGGACGACACCACCAAGUCGGUGUACCUCACCGAUGGUAGCACACUCGAGGGCCUAUCUAAGGGCUGGUUCGGCUACUCGAAAAAGACUGGCGACGGAGGCAAGUGCUCGGGCGAGAGACUGGGUCGGUUGCCGGAGAAGUGUGUCAACGUUGAUACUCUUGCGUCUACGAGGAUUAAGUGUGUUAGGUCUGAGGUCCUCUAAAUGAGGGAGGGUAUAUUUUGGGAUUGCCUGGGAGGGAAAUGGCAUGUCGUGUCUGGUUCGUCGAAGUGCUGGGAAUUAUGAGGAUGGAUGAAUGAAUGAAUGGGUAGCACAUACAAAUG